GUUUUGCUGUGACGUCUGCCAUCUGUGCCGUCGUGAGAAACUGCGAAAGCCAAGAAACUGUAGUGUCAUACUGUUAUUCAGUUUGAAGUAAUUGAAGUAUUUUAGCGAAUCAAGCGAUGAUGAAUUUAUUGAUUGAAAAUGGGAAAGGAAAUUUACCUGAUUAUGAGGUACAGGGAGUGAAAAAAGUAAAUUUUAAUCCAUAUUCCGACAAUGGAGGGAGUGUUGUAGCUCUCGCUGGGGAUGAUUUCUGCGUCAUAGCCGCAGACACGCGUCUCAGCACUGGAUUCACGAUUCACACUCGAAAUCAAGAUAAAUUAUUUCCAUUGUCAGACACAACUAUCUUAGGAUGUUCCGGUUGUUGGUGCGAUACCACAACUCUAACUCGUCUCCUAUCCGCUCGCAUGCAGAUGUAUAAACACGAACAUCAAAAGGAAAUGUCAACUCCAGCGGCGGCACAAAUGCUGUCGAUAAUGCUAUAUCAUAAGAGAUUCUUUCCUUAUUAUGUUAGUAAUAUACUUGCUGGAUUAGAUGAGAAUGGAAAAGGCUGUAUAUAUAGCUAUGAUCCAAUUGGACAUUGUGAGAAAACUACAUACAGGGCCGGCGGUUCAGCUGGUGCACUUUUGCAACCACUUCUUGAUAAUCAGAUUGGUUACAAAAAUCAAGAAGGUGUUACUCCUGCACCUUUAACUCAAGAAAAAGCUAUAGCGAUCUUAAAAGACGUUUUUACUUCUGCUGCUGAAAGAGAUAUAUACACAGGUGAUGGAAUAACUAUCAAAAUUAUUACCAAGGAUGGAAUAGAAAUCUCCAAUUUUGCUCUAAGAAAGGAUUAAUGGGAAAAGAAAGCAUUUAUACUUAUAUCUGCGCAAAUAAAGUUAUUUGAGUAUAUCAA
Atta colombica is the source of this 889-nucleotide messenger RNA. It is a transcript of the gene Prosbeta6, whose product is annotated as proteasome subunit beta type-1. Lineage: Eukaryota; Metazoa; Arthropoda; Insecta; Hymenoptera; Formicidae. Gene Ontology annotation, cellular component: proteasome core complex. The coding region runs from base 117 to 830 and encodes 237 amino acids. The transcript has 4 exons. The record is from RefSeq and is a predicted model, not a curated record.